Molecule: messenger RNA, 3064 nt
Organism: Musa acuminata subsp. malaccensis (wild Malaysian banana)
Lineage: Eukaryota; Viridiplantae; Streptophyta; Magnoliopsida; Zingiberales; Musaceae
Product: probable serine/threonine-protein kinase At1g09600
Biological process (GO): positive regulation of transcription elongation by RNA polymerase II; protein phosphorylation
Cellular component (GO): cyclin-dependent protein kinase holoenzyme complex; nucleus
Molecular function (GO): ATP binding; RNA polymerase II CTD heptapeptide repeat kinase activity
Source: RefSeq, a predicted model, not a curated record
CGCGCGCGCGCGCGCUGACAGAAUGCAAGCUGUGGGAAGCGAGAGAAAUCCAUAGGCUUGGCGAGAGUUUCGAGCGACGUGGAUCCGACUGCAGCUUUGAUUCCUUUUCUCUCUUCUUUGAUCCCUUUUCUUUAGAUCAAACAAAGAAGUAUUUGAUUUUUUUGAUGCUGGGUUGUGUGGUCGUUUCUGAUCGUCUUCUCCGCCCUUCCCUCGGUUCUAUCACGGGACGAUGAAGAAGGGGCACCUAUGGUGCGGAAAGCUUCGCCGUAAUACAGAUAAUGGGGAAUGAUCUGGCGAUCGCUGCUUCAGCCAGUUCCUCCCGUGAUUCCCGCGUCAAGGUGGGAUCUUGAUCCGGUUUCAACGAUCCCCGCGGCUUCUUUCUCCUAGGGUUCACGGGCUUGUUAUGUUCCUGUUAUCUCUAGAGGGGGCAGCUUUUUCGGAUUUUGUGUUUGGAUUUGAUGGCAUGAUAGCUUGACUUCCAAGUCCAUGAGAGAAUUUCCGGUUUGAAGAUAAUUUCAUCAUGUUUGAUUCUAGUAUAGUUUUAGUAGAUGGCAUUGAUCCAUUCCUGGAGGUUUCGGAAGGAUUGUGUUUGUUCGCUUUGAAUGUGAGGAUUGCCAAUUCAAGAUUGUAACUACAUCCUUAUAAGAGUUGGAAGGCAGUUGGCAGCUUUAGUUCCAGAAAUGAAUGCAUCUUAUUGUGGACUGAUACAUUUGGAAAUAAGGUAGAGGGCAUCCUGUCUUUCUGGUAAUGGGCUGCAUUUGUUCCAAAGAUAUCGACUUGGAAGAGGGUGCGGCGAUACAUCGGAGCAAGUCCUUGAGUCGAUUAGCUACCCUUACGAAGAAGGAUGAGGUAGUGGCUGCCAUUAUCGAUGUCGCGAUUAACGGAAGCCAUUGCGGUACUUCAAGAUUUGCAUCUAAGAUACAGGACAAUGCAACCACCACCCUGUCUCUAUCACUGGAUCAAGGGGAGAAGAUGGUUGCCGCUGUUGCUGACAGGACUAGGAAAGUUCAGGCGCAUCAGAGACAGGCUACUGCAGAUGUUGGAGCACAUAGAGAAGGUUCUGAGGCUAUUGGUGUCUCAAGUAAUAUACAAGAAAACUUAAGAAUUGUAGAUGUGCCCAGUGGGUCUGCAAGAGAGCAUGUUGCAGCAGGCUGGCCUUCUUGGUUCGUGUCUGUGGCAGGGGAAGCAGUAAAGGGGUGGUUGCCAAGGAGAGCAAAUUCAUUUAAGAAAUUAGACAAGAUUGGACAAGGAACUUAUAGUAAUGUUUACAGAGCCCGUGAUCUUGAAACUGGCAAAAUUGUUGCACUAAAAAAAGUGCGAUUUUUUAAUAUGGAUCCUGAAAGCGUCCGAUUUAUGGCUAGGGAAAUUCAUAUUUUGCGUAAACUUGAUCACCCGAAUGUUAUAAAGCUUGAAGGUAUAGUUACAUCACGGAUGUCUUGCAACUUGUACCUUGUGUUUGAGUACAUGGAGCAUGAUCUUGCUGGACUUGCAGCAAGGCCUGGUAUCAAGUUCAGUGAACCACAGAUUAAGUGUUAUAUGAGACAACUACUCGAAGGCCUUGCCCACUGCCAUAGUCAUUGGAUUCUGCAUCGAGAUAUCAAGGGUUCAAAUCUAUUAAUUGAUGAUAAUGGGAUACUCAGAAUAGCAGAUUUUGGCCUUGCAACAUUCUUCCGUCAUGACCAGAAACAGCAGUUAACGAGUCGUGUGGUAACCUUGUGGUAUAGGCCUCCUGAGCUUUUGCUUGGUGCCACAGAGUAUGGUGCUGCUGUUGAUUUGUGGAGCACUGGUUGCAUCCUUGCAGAACUACUUGCUGGGAAACCAAUUAUGCCUGGAAGAACUGAGGUGGAACAGCUGCACAAGAUUUUCAAGCUCUGUGGUUCACCAUCAGAUGAGUACUGGAGGAAGUCCAAGCUGCCACAUGCAACCGUUUUCAAACCUCAGCAUCAAUAUAGGCGUUGUGUUGCUGAGACCUUUAAGGAUUUUCCACCUUCAGCUUUAGCGCUUUUGAAUUCUCUACUUUCUAUAGAGCCAGCCAAUAGAGGAACUGCCAUCUCAGCCCUCGGGAGUGAGUUCUUCUUAACAAAGCCAUUUGCCUGUGACCCUUCAAUUUUGCCUAAAUAUCCGCCGAGCAAGGAGUAUGAUGCUAAGCUUGCAGCUGAGGCAAGGAGGCAAAGAGCAGAAGUUGCCCAUGGACGUGGAUCUGAAUGUGUCAGGUUGGGAAGAAGAGAGUCCAAAGGAAUGCCAGUGCUGGAUGACAACGUGGAACAGAAGAAGUGGCGUGCACAGGCAAAUCCCAAAAGCAUCAGUGAAAAGUAUGAUCCGCAAGAUGACAGUGUGUCUGGGUUCCCGAUCGAACCUCCUGGAGGAACAUCACAAAAUGGAUUCUUCCAAUCGGGUGUACACCCUAAUGCAUUUGGAUCCUCGCGGUCUAAGAAAGUGUAUCAUGAAGAGCUCCGGCCAGUUCCCAGCCGUACAUACAGUUCGUUGAGGGUGCCAAACGACCCUCAGUUGAAGACACAGAGGUCAUACAGGCCUCAGUCAGGGUUUGCGGACUUUGCUGACAUCUCAGGUUCAUUUGCAGCAAGAAGCACUGCAACCUCCACAUACAAUCAUCUUGAUGUGGCUAAGCCCUCGGAAAAGCAUGCUCUUGAUAGGCCUUCCUCGUCCCAAAAGAAAGAUGGAACAAUUGGAAGAAAGGAUUCGAUAUCAGGUUAUGGCACAAGAAUUAAACGGAUACAUUACUCGGGUCCAUUGAUGCCCCCAGGGGGAAACAUUGAAGACAUGUUCAAAGAACAUGAGAGGCAGAUUCAAGAGGCGGUCCGCAAAGCACGCCUCGAUAAAGUCAAGAACAAGAAGUAAUUUUGAGGCAGAUCCAAGAUAUGCACCUUCACGAUACAAGUGACAAUGUUGUAGAUUUAGGUAAUGUUUUUUUAUGUUGUACAUGAAACAAAAGUAUUUUGGUUAAUCAGGGUAGCUUUCAAACGCAUAAGUGAGGAAGAUGAUGUGAAACAUUACUUUGUGGCACAUCCCAAGUGAUCAAUUGAUUGCAAUGUUCUUAUGAUUA